Molecule: messenger RNA, 1050 nt
Organism: Anopheles marshallii
Lineage: Eukaryota; Metazoa; Arthropoda; Insecta; Diptera; Culicidae
Product: inactive CLIP domain-containing serine protease A8-like
Exons: 4
Coding region: 1-1050 (349 amino acids)
Biological process (GO): proteolysis
Molecular function (GO): serine-type endopeptidase activity
Source: RefSeq, a predicted model, not a curated record
AUGUAUUUCCCAAUUGUAAUUGUGCUGUUCGUUGCCUUGGCUAAUGCGGAAUCGAACAGUAUUAUUCAGGGUCCAGAGGAGUGCUAUGGUGGUGUUUGCUUGCCGAAACAUCUCUGCCCUACAGGAAUCCAGGGAGAAGAUGGUGUCCCAACGAUCCGAAUUGACGAAGACAAUGCAUGUGCAGAUUUCAUGAAGGUAUGCUGCAAGGAGUCUACUUCAAAUUCGACAAUUGUCGAAAUAAUGGAGCAAACGGCGAAUAAUUCCAACCAGAAAUGUGGAAUUUCCAACCCUCAAGGAUUGGUGUACAACGUGGAAUCGAACCUUACGUACGCGAAAUAUGCGGAGUUUCCUUGGACGGUUGCUAUAUUACAAAAAUCUUCCUCGUCGGACCCUGCUGAACUGACACUCGUAGGGGCAGGCACUCUUAUACAUCCGAAGUUUGUCCUAUUGGCAGCUCAUACGCUGCAGGGUGCGCAUCGAUACGUGGCUCGGUUUGGUGAGUGGAACAUGAAUUCAGAUGCGGAGAUCUAUCCAUCGCAGGAUAUUGAAAUAGAAGCACACUUCUUACACCCUGAGUACAUCGACGCAAUUCCACCCGAGAACGAUAUAGCUCUUGGUGUCCUGCAAGAAACGGUCAUCUACUCGGACCACAUUCGACCCCUGUGUCUUCCAAGCGCUCGUGAUGUAUUCGAUCGUAAACGGUGCAUUGCCACCGGAUGGGGUUUGGACAUACGAACAGAGCAGCCACCGUCCGUCAUGAAGCGGAUAGAAAUGAACGUUUGGUCACAAAAUUUAUGUGAGAUUGUUUCGAAGUUGGCUCCAUUACGACUGAAAGAUCGUUUAAUAUGUGCGAACACGGAUGAAUAUCAGAACACGUGCAUGAAAGAUGGCGGUGCUCCUUUGGCGUGCCAAAGAGACGAUGGGUCUUACGUUUUGGCUGGAAUAUCUUCGUGGGUUGUGUAUUAUCGUUCACCAGGCUUUCCGGCAGCAUAUGUUGAUGUGGCGAAGUACUCUACCUGGAUAAAUAACAUAGUGCACGAACUUGACUAA